This is a messenger RNA of Sporothrix brasiliensis 5110, 1107 nucleotides long. RefSeq names its product protein TOXD. The record is from RefSeq and is a predicted model, not a curated record. Bases 1 to 1107 code for a protein of 368 amino acids. Gene Ontology annotation, molecular function: oxidoreductase activity, acting on NAD(P)H. NCBI's taxonomy places the organism in Eukaryota, Fungi, Ascomycota, Sordariomycetes, Ophiostomatales, Ophiostomataceae. The transcript has a single exon.
AUGGCAGCGAAUCUACCGACCACGAUGAAGGCGCUCGUUAUUGGCGGCUCGUCGAAAGGCGCCAUGGUCGACAGCCACCGCAAAGUGCCCACGCCGCAGAACGACCAGCUUCUGGUCAAGACGGUCGCCGUGGCGCUGAACCCGACAGACUGGCGCGGCGUGACGGGUGGUCGUGGCAAACCGGGCUGCAUCGUCGGCUGCGACUACGCGGGCGUGGUUGUAGCCGUGGGCGACGGGGCGGGCCGCGGCAAAAACUGGAAGGUUGGUGACCGUGUGUACGGCACGGGCCACGGGUCCAACCCUGUGAACCCGGACGGCGGGGUGUUUGCCGAGUACGCUGCGGUGUUGGCCGAUUUUCAGAUGCGGCUCUCAGACGCUGCGGGCGAGCUGGGAUUCGAAGGCGCGUCAACAAUUGCGUUGGGCGCCAUGACUGUCGGCCAGGGCCUGUUCCAAAAGGCGCUGCACCUCGAGCUGCCCGACAUCCAAACGGCCGCCAACCCGCCGGCCCGAGACACGCCGGUCCUCAUCUACGGUGGCAGUACGGCAACGGGGGCCCUGGGCAUCCAGUUUGCCCGCCGUGCCGGCUAUACUGUGAUUACGACGUGCUCGCCGGCCAACUUUGACUACGUCAGGAGCCUCGGCGCCAGCCACGUGUUGGACUACCACGAUGCUGACGCGGGCAAGACGAUCCGGGAGCUGACCAACAACAAACUGUACCAUGCCUGGGACACCGUGAGUGUGGCGCAGUCGGCGCAGAUUUGCGCCGACGCUUUGUCGACGGACACCACCCAACAGACGCCCAAGUAUGGCAGCAUCCUGACAGCGACCUGCCCCCGCGACGACGUCCAGAGCACCUUUACGAUCAUGUACACGGGACUGGGCAAGGCAUUCCAGUUUGGCUCGCAGACGCUGCCGGCAGACGCCGAGGACGCGGCCUUUUCCAAGAUGUUUUGUGCACUGACGGAGCAGCUGGUGGCAGCCGGCCUGGUCAAGCCGCAUACAUACCGCGUUGAAAAGGGCGGCCUGGAAGGAAUUACCGACGGGCUGGCCAGGCUACAGCAGGGAAAGGUCAGGGCCGAGAAGCUGGUUUACCGGCUGGAGGAUUAA